Paralichthys olivaceus (Japanese flounder) is the source of this 3595-nucleotide messenger RNA. RefSeq names its product microtubule-associated protein, RP/EB family, member 1b (gene mapre1b). Gene Ontology annotation, biological process: spindle assembly; protein localization to microtubule; regulation of microtubule polymerization or depolymerization. Gene Ontology annotation, molecular function: microtubule plus-end binding. Gene Ontology annotation, cellular component: microtubule plus-end; microtubule organizing center; spindle midzone. Lineage: Eukaryota; Metazoa; Chordata; Actinopteri; Pleuronectiformes; Paralichthyidae. The record is from RefSeq and is a predicted model, not a curated record.
UGACGUCAUGAGACCGGUUCUUCCGCCGCCGGUGAAGAGGAAGAGGAAGAAGAAGAGGAAGAGGAACCAGCCGCAGCAUCACCAGAAGAAGAAGCAGCUCCACCAUCAGAGCCGCUAACGACCAGACUAUCGCUCAGCGGCUGUUUAUGACUCACGCUCACUACAGACGAACAUCAUCGAGUCUGAGAGACGCGAACGUUAAUCCUCUCCCGCACGUGACCCACAAUGGCUGUGAACGUGUACUCGACCUCAGUGACCAGCGACAACCUAAGUCGUCAUGACAUGCUGGUUUGGAUCAAUGAGUCUCUACAGAUGAACCUCACCAAGAUUGAAAUGUUGUGUACAGGUGCCGCCUAUUGCCAGUUCAUGGACAUGCUGUUCCCCAACUCGGUGCCUCUGAAGAAAGUGAAAUUCGGUGCCAAGCUGGAACAUGAAUACAUCCACAACUUCAAGCUUCUGCAGGUUUCCUUCAAAAAGAUGGGAGUUGACAAAAUCAUUCCCGUGGACAAACUGGUGAAGGGGAAGUUUCAGGACAACUUUGAGUUCGUCCAGUGGUUUAAAAAGUUCUUUGAUGCCAACUACGAUGGGAAGGAAUACGAUCCAGUGGAGGCAAGGCAGGGCCAGGACGCCGUGUCCUCAUCCAACCCCACCACAUCAGCACUCAACAAACCCCCGAAGAAGGCCAUAAAUCAAGCUCCCCAGAGGCCACCCGUCGCCAAGGUGGCGCCAAAGUUGGCUCCGGUGAGCGUGAGGAAAACGGGGAUGGGAGGAGCCGAUGAGGAGAGGGCGGAGCUCAUGAAUGAGCUGGAGAUCCUGAAAUCCACCUACCAGGACAUGGAGAAGGAGAGAGACUUUUAUUUUGGUAAGCUGCGGAACAUUGAGCUGAUCUGUCAGGAGAAGGAAGGCGAGAGUGACCCCACCCUGCAGAGGAUCAUUGACAUCCUCUACGCCACAGACGAUGGCUUUGUGAUACCUGAUGCUGAGGAGCCAGAGGAGUUUUAAUGCUCAAGACUACAAGCAACUUGUCUCUCAGACGCCCUGGUCUACAAACGAGAUCUUUCCUCACGCCAUGUUUGGUUUUUAUAUCUGACACCAAACCUGAUCUUGACUUGUGGCCCCUCACACCCCCCCCACCCCCACCCCCUUCUUCUUUCCUGAAUCCUAACCUGCCGGACGUCUUCUCCUCAUCUUCAGCCCGUCAUACACAACUCCACCCCUUCUUCCCCAAAAGGUCUCUGACCAAUUAUCAACAACAAUCAAGCCUCGGUCACUGCCACUCCUCUACACAGUUGCCCCCCCACCCCCCUCGCCUGGAAUCCCAACCUUCCCAAAACCAGAUGGUGCAUUACAUGUCUGGUUUUAGAAAUGGACGUCAGUGUGAUAAACACAGUGAUGUUCUGUGUGUAUGUGUGCGUGUGUUAAAACAUCCAUUGAAACAAAUCAAACGUGACGAACCUCCUCUGAAGACCCGGCUGUCGAGUCACAGACCACUUUGUCCCAGACUUCCCCGACAGUUGGCUGCGUGAUGAGUCUCCUCUUCACGCAGAGUUCAUCCAUUUGGAGGAAGAUGAGGAGAAAAACGGAAGCGUAGUUUAUUAUUGAUCGUAGCAAUUUUUUCAAGCUGGCGCGCUUUAAAAUGUCCAGUGUGAUUUGAGGAGCAGGUUUGCAGAAAGUAAAACGUAGAAGAUAUGAAGGAAAAGGUCAAACCUGUGAAGGGCUCAGGUUCAGUCUGUGACGAGGCAACAGUCGGGUUCUUCUCUCGGCCUUUUUCCACCUGUGACAAACUGUCACCGUGUUGAUUUGUCGUGUUCAGCUUCAGAUGAGCUUUUGUAAAUUUAUGCUACUGUUUUAUCACAUUUUUUCCUCCCGUCUGGCAGAGUUCCGUUUUUUUGGGCUGCAGUUUUCUCGCAGCAGUUCGUGUUUUUGCCGCUCACACGCUCCCGCUUCACCUCAUGUUUCACUCUUUGAAAACGUGCGAUUCUUUCUACCAGGAAAGUGGCUUACUCUUCCGGUUGAUGUGAGACUAAGUUUCUGAAGCUUUUGCGGGCGGUGGCCUUUUUGAUCAACAUGCCAAUGUUUAGUAAGAAAGUGCUAAAAUACAGUUAGAGACUGCAUGAUUGUUUUCAUAUGUUUUUGUCUUUUUGGAAAAGUCUGUUUUAAGGAAGAUGCACUGUUUGAUACCAGUGGCCUUUAAUCAGCCCCUCGCCCAUAAGAAAAAUAUGAAUCAUUCCGAAAGGAUGAUGGGAAAUCCAGAGCAGCCACCUGACAAACACUGUGAGCUCGGACUGUGGCUGCUCAUUGUAGCCAGUCACAUGACCUGAGUGAAGCUGUGAGUGGCUUGUUUCUUCAGGUCAUCACUGAAACUUCAAAACAAAGUGUGAUCAAUCUGUAAGUACAAACUUCACGUUGCCGCUCUGAGGGCGUCUCCGUGUUUUGUACUUCCACACCCUGAUUCAUUUUUAAUAUUAAUAUUGUUUAUCGUGGAUCUGAUUUGAGACCAGUUUUUGUAAAAUAUAAUUUCUGACAAGUUUGUAUCUGAUUAGAAACAAACGAGUGUUGAUUUCACACAAACAGUAAAACACAACUCUAUCUUAAUGGCCUUAUUCAUAAAGAUUCUUUUUUCAACAGUAAAUAUUCUUCAUAACUUUUCCUCUAACUUUACUGUAUGUCUCUACUGUUCUGGGUAAAUGUUUGUGCUGUGACGGUCGUAUUUUUAAAUGUGUUCUGAAAAUAAAGUACGUUGGAGGUAUUUUGGAUAAAGGCUCAGAUGUGUUGCAGAGCGCCUGUCUUCCAUUGAAUGAUCAAAAAGAAAAAAACAUUUGCUAAAAACAAAUUUAAUGCAAGUUGAAUUUGAAUCAAGUAUUUCUGGUGAAUUAUCAAUUUUAAAAAAUCUUUGAGCUGUGAUCAAAGCGACGGCUGCAGACGUAUGAAUUCAUGUUCUGUUAAAGAUCUGUUUGUCCAGUCGAUCACGUACUGAAAGUGCUGUAGCUAAAUGUGUUAGCUUCAUGCUAGCUCAAAGGCCUUUAACAAAACACCUGGGUUGACCUGAACUUUGUUCUCUGGUUGUUGUUUCAGUUAAAACCAUCUCUUUUACGUUUCGUGGACCAUGUGUGAUGUAGAUGUUGGAGCUCGGUUACACUCUGACUCGUGACUCAGAUCUAAGUGCUGACGGACUCUGAGUUUCUACAUCCGUGUCUGAUGAACAAUGUCCCACUUGUUUUCUCUGUUAUGGUCCUUUUUAUUUUUUUAAUGCAGCAAGAAAAUAAUGGUGUAGUGGUUUGUAGCAGAAGCUCCAUCUUCUCCCUCUGCCUCAGUUCAUGUGAUUCACUGCUGAGCAGCAGAAUGAAGCUGUUGUGAUUGGGUCUUUGUUCAGUUACACACUUUAAACUGCUGAGAGUUUUCAGACGUUUCAGGCCGAGCUCCAUCACAUCCUCGUGAACCAAAUGUUCAUUUCAGGUGUUGAUUUCAAAAGCAUCUCUUAUUUGAAUUAUGCAUCAGCAACUGAAAGUCAAAACUAAAACUCAACGCUCUGACGUACGGACGCAACAUAACAGCAAACUGUCUCUGGAAGUUAAAAAAAAAAAAGGUGUCCCCC